AUGAACUCAAUGUUCAAUUGCAGCAGCCAGAAUUUGGUUUCUUGUGACACCUGUGGAAGACAUUUUGUACAAGAUGCUCUGUUGAGACAUGAGCCAAUAUGCAGAAAAGUUUUCAACAAAAAGCGCAAGCCAUUCAACUCUCUGAAACAAAGACUACAAGGGACUGAAAUUCCAACAGGAAAGAGGAAGCCACCACCAAAGAACCAGACAAAAAAGUCUAAUUGGAGACAACAGCAUGAGAACUUCAUUACUGCAAUCAGAGCUGCCAAGCUUGCGACUAAAGCCAUGAAAGAAGGCCAGCCCUUGCCGCCGCCACCAUCUCCAACCAUUAAUCCAGAUUACAUUCAGUGCCCUUACUGCAUGAGAAGAUUUAAUGAGGCUGCUGCAGAACGGCACAUCAAUUUCUGCAAAGAACAAGCAGCCAGGCGUGCCUUUGCACCAGGCCAGAAAGGAGCCAAACAGGCGUCCGGAAAACAAACAACUUCCAAAAAAGGACCAACCUUGACAAGUGCUGUGGGAACUCUGCUACAGAACAGGGCACCAGAAGGCACAAGCCCAAGCCAGCCUGAAACAAGUCAGGAUCAAAGCAUUUCAAAUCAAUGUUCAAAAAGAACAUCGUAAAAAGAAAUUCAUUAUAGUUCCACAGUGCACUCAAGAGCUGGAACACAUUCCAGCUACUACUGCUGCUUCCUGAACAUUCUUGCAUCAACUGUUGAUCUAUUUAUUAUAUAUGAGUUGACCAUUAGAACUACACUAAUAAAUAUACAGUAUUA
Sphaerodactylus townsendi is the source of this 773-nucleotide messenger RNA. It is a transcript of the gene ZC2HC1B, whose product is annotated as zinc finger C2HC-type containing 1B. The record is from RefSeq and is a predicted model, not a curated record. Bases 1 to 621 code for a protein of 206 amino acids. The transcript is spliced from 6 exons. Lineage: Eukaryota; Metazoa; Chordata; Lepidosauria; Squamata; Sphaerodactylidae.